Molecule: messenger RNA, 609 nt
Organism: Menidia menidia (Atlantic silverside)
Lineage: Eukaryota; Metazoa; Chordata; Actinopteri; Atheriniformes; Atherinopsidae
Source: the annotation of a GenBank genome assembly
CCUUCUCACUCCCAACCCACAGCUCCAGCGGACUAUCACGGGGCUUUGGACAGAAACGACCCGACGAUAAGACGCCGAACAGAGGCCGAGAUGGCAGAGCUCGGCGCGGGCAGCCUGCCGUUAGGAGACCCAGCUUUUAACUACCAGGAGCACGAACUGAGCGAGCGGCUGAAGCGGCUCUACCCGGCUGUGAACGAGGAAGAGACCCCGUUGCCCCGCUCCUGGAGUCCCAAGGAUAAAUACAGCUACAUCGGGCUGUCACAGAACAACCUGCGGGUCCAUUACAAAGCUGAGGACGGCUGUCCGUCCACAGUGCCCUCUGGAGGCCUGGAGGUGUUCCCUCUGGUGGCCUGGAGGUCUUCCCUCUGGGCUGAGAAGCUGCUUGGUGGAGCGGCCCGCAGCGGCAUGUCCUGCAUCACAGGAACCCGGGCCGCCGUGCACGUGAGAGGUGCGCACGCCGGCCUGGAGGUGUCUGCUGACGGCCAGCUGCAGGGGCAUGGAAAGAACCACAAGGACGCGGCCUCGGUGCGGGCCACCCACCCCAUCCCCGCCGCCUGCGGGAUCUACUACUUCGAGGUGAAGAUCGUCAGUAAAGGUCGAGACGGGUAA